Messenger RNA from Didymodactylos carnosus, 492 nucleotides. The record is from the annotation of a GenBank genome assembly. Lineage: Eukaryota; Metazoa; Rotifera; Eurotatoria; Philodinida; Philodinidae.
AUGCGUGAAAAAGAAUUGCUCAAACAGGGUCCAUUAUCAAUUGCAGACGUUAAGUACGAUGCAUUCGUUGAAAUAUUAUAUUUUUUAUAUACAGGAACAUUCCAUACAAAUUUAUCCUUCGAUCUAUAUAUAGAUUGUAUGAUAUAUUCUGAUCGCAUCAAUUUGACCGGUGCAAAAAAUGCAUCAUUAGAACAAGUAUGCUACCAUUUAAGAACAAAUCAUGAUCAUAUAAUAUCAGCGUACACAUUUGCUAAACAAUACUCUCCCACAUUUGAUCAACUUAUUGAGUAUAUCUACGAUUUAUGUUCUGAAUAUAUGUUAGAAGUAUUUAAUCAGAAAGCUUUCGUUGAUCUCGAGAAAGAUUUAAUGAUUAAUUUAAUAAGAAAAUGUGCCGAACGACGAGAGAAUAAAGAGAAAGACAAACAAAAUACAAUCCCAUCAGCUGCAGAAAACCUUCUUCGAGGAGGUGGUGGCGGCGGCGGUGGUGGCUAG